AGUAGGCUAUCAUUCUUUAGAAAAGAACCAGUUAAUCAGCUUGAGACGAACUGCUGAACAAGAUGGCGGAGUGAGUGGAUUGCGCUUUGGAAAAAAGUAGCGACUACUUUUCUUAAAUAUUACAACAGAUAGCUAUAUUCGUUUAUGUAUGCGUUUCACUGUGAGAUAAGUUAAAAUAAAAUCGCCCCUCUAUUCGAGGUGGUUUAGGGAAAACGUCGAACACAGGACCGUACGAAUAUAGCGUCCUCCCUAUAUAAGAGGCUAGCUAGGUUGUUUUCGGCUUUUGGAAAACUGGUCAAUAAGCUACACGGAUUUAUAAGACUACACUUAAAGACAUACACUUAUAUAUGACCGUAAUUAUGAAAUAGCCUUCGUGAGCUUCCAAGGAAGAUAGAUAGACGACGAGGUUUUAGUGUAACUAGCGAACAUUUUUCAACCGUUCUGAUUCGAACAAGAGAAAAGAACCGAAAGCUAGAUAGCUUAACAGAUUAAAGAGACGCAUAUAUUCUAUUAUAAAACGCCGCCAUUUUACAUCGUUUUAGCAGUUUCUAGGAAGCACAAAAAGUCAUGGCUAGUAGCAGCGGUUCUAAAGCUGAAUUUAUAGUCGGGGGGAAAUACAAGCUUGUCCGGAAAAUUGGAUCAGGAUCUUUUGGAGACAUAUACUUGGCUAUCAACAUUACAAAUGGAGAGGAGGUCGCUGUAAAACUGGAGUCACAGAAAGCGAGACACCCUCAGCUUCUGUAUGAAAGCAAGCUGUAUAAAAUUCUUCAAGGAGGAGUUGGAAUUCCACACAUCAGGUGGUAUGGCCAAGAAAAAGACUAUAACGUCCUGGUGAUGGAUCUUCUGGGACCCAGUCUAGAGGACCUCUUUAACUUCUGUUCCCGCAGAUUCACAAUGAAAACAGUUCUUAUGCUUGCAGAUCAGAUGAUCAGCAGAAUCGAGUAUGUACACACAAAAAACUUCAUCCACAGAGAUAUCAAACCAGACAACUUUUUAAUGGGCAUUGGCCGCCAUUGUAAUAAGUGUUUAGAAUCUCCAGUGGGGAAGAGGAAAAGAAGCUUGGCUGUUAGUUCUUCUCAGGACCCAUCUUUCUCAGGAUUAAACCAGUUGUUCCUCAUUGACUUUGGUCUGGCCAAAAAAUACCGGGACAACAGGACACGACAACACAUACCCUACAGAGAAGAUAAAAACCUCACAGGCACAGCCCGCUAUGCUAGCAUCAAUGCACACUUGGGCAUAGAACAGAGUCGCCGAGAUGACAUGGAAUCUCUAGGCUAUGUGCUGAUGUACUUCAACAGAACAAGCUUGCCUUGGCAGGGACUGAAGGCUGCCACAAAGAAACAGAAAUAUGAGAAGAUUAGUGAGAAAAAGAUGUCUACACCUGUUGAGGUUUUGUGUAAGGGUUUUCCAGCUGAGUUUGCCAUGUACCUGAAUUACUGUCGUGGGCUACGAUUCGAAGAGGCCCCUGAUUACAUGUACCUGCGUCAAUUGUUCCGCAUUCUUUUCAGGACUCUGAACCACCAGUAUGACUACACAUUUGACUGGACCAUGCUUAAGCAGAAAGCAGCACAACAAGCCGCAUCCACAGGGGGACAGGGGCAACAGGCACAGACCCCCACAGGCAAGCAAACUGACAAACCCAAGAGUAACAUGAAAGGUCCAAUGGGCUCCCAGUCCUGAUGUACUUCUCUCCCUGAAGGCAUGUUUCUAAGCAUUAAAGCGGUUUAAUGUAAGAAGAGAAGAGAGGUCUUAGCAGGAUUUGCCUUCAGAUCACAUCCCAGCGUUUAGAAUCAAAUUCACAUCAGGCAUUCCUUUCCUCUUAAAAGAAUAGAUUUCAUAUACUACAUAUGUAAUCAGGUUAUAUGGGUACCAUGCUCUGCAUAUAUCUAUAUAUUGGUAUGUAUAUAGUAUAUUCACAAAGAGGGCAGGCUUGGUAUGAAAUUUAAAAUUGUAAUAUUUUCUAUCCUGUUUCGGUCCCUGCCUUCCCUCUCUUUCCAGGAUUAUUCCAAAACAUUAGAAAACAAUUGGUUUUCUGAGUGUAAAACAAAGUUUGUUAAAGUUCUUUCAUUUAGGAAAACUUUUUCAGGAAUAUGUUUGUCUUACAUUACUGGUUGUCAUUAUCUCAGACUGUCAGAUUGAACAGUUUUUCUCCAAAACUUAACAUUAAAUCUUGUUAUAAAAGAAAUCCUGACUAUUCCUAUGCAGAUAUGUUUUACAAGAAGAGGAUAACAAGGUUCUGCCUGUUUUGAUGUUGUAGAAGAGCUUCUAAUGUGAAGAUGAAAAAUUCUAGUGACUACUAGAUUUCUCUAUAGAACGCUGCAUUAACAGUUAUUGUAUUUGAUAUUCAGAAAUAUAAAAAUUAAUAAAAGAAUGAACUCAACAGAAGCAUAUUCAUUAUAAAUUAGACAUCACAUAAGUAAACCUAUAUGUUAAGUCCUAGAAAAAAAAUACAUAAAUUGUUUUUUUUUUCCCCAUCACAUAACAAAAACUCUGAUAGCCACAGUUCUUUUUUUAAUCAUGAAAAAUGUUUUGUAGCGCUUUCUUUUAAAUUGGUUUGGGGAAAGGUGAUUUUGUUGCUCCUUGUGGUGAUGCUCAUUUUGUUAGAGAACACUCACUGGAAUGUGAGCAGAUUUUUAUUUUAUUUUUUUUAUUUUUUUGUGGUGGUUUUUUGCACCGUAUUCUUUUUUUUUUUUGUUUUGUUAUUACAGAAAGUAUAUUCUAGGGUUUCUUUUUGUAUAUGUUUGGGGAAGAUCAGCUUCAAUUUCUGAUUUUAUCCACAAUGCACCAGUAACAUGGUUUUCAGGGUUGUCCCCCACCCCGCAUCCUGCUCUUUUUUUCCCUCACCAACUUCCUCUCCCUUACUCCUGACCAGCUUAAAGUAUUUUAUUGCUGGAUGUUCUAUGAAGUGUAACUUAUUCCCUUUUAGCAUGUCAGAAUAAAUUACUUCUGAGAAACCCUGA
Molecule: messenger RNA, 2960 nt
Organism: Tachysurus vachellii
Lineage: Eukaryota; Metazoa; Chordata; Actinopteri; Siluriformes; Bagridae
Gene: csnk1a1
Product: casein kinase 1, alpha 1
Exons: 12
Coding region: 568-1680 (370 amino acids)
Biological process (GO): peptidyl-serine phosphorylation; negative regulation of canonical Wnt signaling pathway; signal transduction
Cellular component (GO): nucleus; cytoplasm
Molecular function (GO): protein serine/threonine kinase activity; ATP binding
Source: RefSeq, a predicted model, not a curated record